AUGUAUAACGUGUCUAACAUCCCCGGAGUGAGUCUCGAGUCCUCCUCGCCGCAGCACACAGACUCAAACCGUCAGCCAUUAGAGACUCGCAUGCGCCGGCGCAGUGAAAGUACUUUCGCGGGCUCGCUGCCCCGGUCGUCGACCUCGGAGCGGGACGGCGCUAUACGAACGAAAGAGACGGCCGUAGUUUUCUCAGGAAAGCCGUGA
This is a messenger RNA of Danaus chrysippus (African queen), 207 nucleotides long. The record is from the annotation of a GenBank genome assembly. Lineage: Eukaryota; Metazoa; Arthropoda; Insecta; Lepidoptera; Nymphalidae.